Penaeus vannamei (Pacific white shrimp) is the source of this 9308-nucleotide messenger RNA. RefSeq names its product ice-structuring glycoprotein. Lineage: Eukaryota; Metazoa; Arthropoda; Malacostraca; Decapoda; Penaeidae. The record is from RefSeq and is a predicted model, not a curated record.
UGACGCCACCUGGACGGCGGUCGAGGGAACUACAAGCGCGAGGUAAACAAUUUUGAACCAAAUUUGCGAUAUUUUCAAGCCAUGUGUCGCGACUCCUGACGGUGUGUCCUCUACGCACAUUCCAUGUUUGCCGGAGGAACCAGAGAAGGAGAGAAGGGCGAAAUACCUCGGUUUUAUAGCGCAUUUCCUGUGAUUUCCGGCCCGAAAUACAGUGUCCCUUCAAACCCACUGUUAGAGGAACUGCUUGUUGAUUUUUUCACUGUUGUUUUUUCGCCUUUUCUCCUACCCGGAAAGUGUACGUGAGUGAGUGUUUCUCCCUCUGCGUGUGUUUAAAGGCCCGGUGUGCACCUCUCCUCUAGGCUGUGGAGUGGUGUGGAUCCCUUGGGCCUUUUAAACACGCCUUCCCAGACAUGUUCCGAUCAGCAUGUGAUUUCUUGGGGGUAGAUAACAACAGUGAUGGAGACUCUUCUAAGGAGAACUCACCCAGUGCCCUCGUCAAUGGGCAGUAUUCUUCCUCUUCAACAUCCUCUGCAGCUGUGGUUGGUGCUGGGGGAUCUCCUUGGGGUCGCACGCUAACCCCCCGUCCAGCCUCCACGCAGGGUUCUGUCCUACCCCAGAGGUUGUCAAUGGGCAAUGGCGUUGCAGCUUCUCCUGUGUCCUCAUCAACCAAGCAGAAUGUGCCAUGGAAUGACUUGAGUUUUGCUGCAGAAGUUUUAAGUCCAGGUUUUGCAAGCAGAGUAGUUAGGGAAGCACAAGCACAUAAUGGAAGAAGUCCAGGAGAGAACCGCAGACAAUAUCCAACAGCUCAAGAAAGAUAUGUUCGAGCAGGUGUGCUGCCAAAUGUGCGCCUUGGAGGGCGCACAAAGGCAGUCCUCAGUCCAAGAAGACCACCUACCUCCCCGCUUCUCCCUCUUGGCCGAUCCACAGCCACUUUUACAUCUUCACUUUCUUCUGAUUUCUUGUCUUCAGCAACACCAAGAAUGCCCGACAUCAGAUCUGUAGCUUCAGUUCUUGAGCCACCGAAUACACCAAAUGAAUGUGCCAGAGACCCAACAAGUGUUCAAGCAGUGGUAGCAGCCUUGCAACAGGCCCAGGCUGGGAAAGGUGUCAAGAGAGGAGCUUGCUAUAUUGUAAGUGAGGAACCAGAAGACCUAAGCAAAAGACAGAAGUGUAAUGGCAGUAGUAGUAUAGUCCCCACAACUUUACCCGUCAACUAUUCAAGAGAUUACUUGGAGGAGACCCAGAAUCGAGGGAGCAAUUGCACUCCAAAUGGUGGAGGUGAGAAACGUGCCCUGGACCUCAGUCCUGGGGCUCAGUCGAACACCCACCAGCUAAGCCCAGAGAAUAAGAGGCGCUGUGUGCUCGAUCCCAUGAUGGCUUCAUUCUCCUCAUCAAAGCAUAUGGAGCUAAGAAUGUCUCAGGGUAGUGGAAGAGAGACCCCAUUCUCUAUGUAUGAUUCAAGACGGGACACAGAUUCUGAAAGCAACCGCAGUGUGGAUUCUGGACAGUCCAAAGCUUCUGAACAAUCCCUACACCAACAGACAAGUGAGGCCACCGGUGGAGACUCUUGCAUGAUCAGUCCAGGACCCUCAGAACGUGACCCAUCUGACCGCUCAGGCUCACAUACACCCCAAAGCACACGUGGAGAGAGCUGCAAUGGAACAGGGGGGACAGCAAACACCUCCCGGACCUCCACCCCUAGAAACCCCACUCCGCCAAGACCCACUCACGUCAUAUCCUUGGAAGCUUACAAAGCAGAGAAGGCCAAGAGUCAGCAGAGACUCAAAAAGAUGUUGGGUAUGCUUUUCCAUGUUGAUGAAAAUGAAGAGAGUCAGUCAUCAAAGUCUGGAAGUGUACCUCAGCCAACACCAACCACAUCAUCCACCCCAGCAGCAACAUCCAUAGACACUGUAGGAACUUCAACCACAGUGAGUUCUGUAUUGAAGACCAUUGCUCCAGACAAUGCAUCAACAAGUGUGUCAAGUAGUACAACUACAACAGCUGAGACAGACAAGAAUGAAGUGACUACAACUUUCACAUUCUCUCUCAAACCACCAUCUACCUCUGUAGCAAAUAAAGAAACUGAUACAGUAAAGACAACCGAAUCAGCUGGGGAUGAGGGUGGCAGUAAUGUGUCUGUUACAGCUGUCUUGAAGCUUCCUCUCCCAGCCAGUAGUGAUGUUACAAGCCUUAGCACACCAUCUGUCUCCACAACAUCUUCCGCUGCUGUUACUCAGCCAGCAGACACAUCCACUGCUGUAACAUCAUCUAUAGUAGCAAAAAAUCCACUCUUAGCCGGUGCAACCUCAAGUGAGUCUGCCUUUGUACCCCUGAAACCUAGUUCAGACUUGAGUCAGAUAAGUGGCAUAACGCCUCUGACAGCACCAUCUAGUGCAGCUAGUGAACAAACCAAUCAAGGAAUGUUUAGUUUAGGGACUACCUUAUCAAAGACAGCAUCUCAGAUCAGUUCCAGUACAGCUGUGUCCUCAGCCUUCAGUUUUGUUAUUCCUGGUUCUAACAAGUCAUCCUCGACUCCUGCAGUUAGUACAGCAAGUGCAACAGAUGGUAAAAAUCCAGAAAACCAGCAGGAAAAACCCAAAGUUCCUGGUGCUUUUACUUUCGGCAGUCAAGCUGCUCCUGCAAAUACAGGCACUAGUAGUCAAGGAGUAUUUACUGCUACUGAUCCAAAAACAUCACAGGGAUCAUCUGCAGUGCCUCCUGCAAGUUCCUCUUCUCCUUUUACCUUUGGUGCUGGAAGUGAUGCAGUAUCCAGUCAGAGCUCUACAUUCACUUUUGGUCCCAAAACUACUCAGACUGAGGCUUCCACACCAAGCCUUGGGUUCCCUUUUGGAUCCCAAGACGCCAAAGCACCAGCAACUUCAACACUGACUUCAGGAGCUCAGACAACUUCCGCAGCUUCCGGUUUCAGUUUUGGAACAUCACCUGCUCCUACUGUUGCUGCAACUUCUGCUCCUGCUCCUACCCCUGCUCCUGCCUCUGCCCCUGCCCCAGCUCCUGCUCCAGGAGGUUCAUCUGUUUCAGCUACCUUUACUUUCAGUCAGGGAUCUGCUGCCCAGACAUCUGCACCUAGCACAAGUUUCAACUUUGGAUCAAGUAUAGCACCACCAACAACUGUCCCUGCUGCAGCAACAGGUUCUCCUUUCCAGUUUGGAGCUCCAGAUCCUAAAUCAACAACCACAGCAGCAAGUAUACCUUCAUUUACCCCAAGUACACAGAGUACUUCAUCUUCAAGCUCCUUAUUUAGCUUUGGAGCAGCAGCAGCAGCAAAGCCCGCACCAGCUGCUACAUCAUCUAGUUCUCCAUUCAGUUUUGGAACAACGAAAGCAAAUAAUCCUCCCUCUUUUGGUGCCAGUGUUGAUACAGCCAAACAAACUACACCAAGUGGAGCAUUCACUUUUGGUUCUACUCCAGCAGCUGCUACUACCACAGCUACAUCAUCAGCUGGAUUCAACUUUGGAUCUUCUGCAGGAGCUACAGCUGCACCCACAUCAACAUCAACACCGGCAACCUUCAACUUUGGAUCUCCAGCAGUAUCACAGGCUUCUUCUGCUUUUCAGUUUGGAUCUACAGAUAAACCUGCUCCAGUUGCUACAACAUCAAGCAGUCCAUUUUCAUUUGGUAGUGCUGCUAGUAAGCCUCCUAGUUUCGGUGCACCAACAAGCCAGACACAGUCACCAUUUAGCUUUGGUUCAAGUGCUGCUACUGGCCAAGCUUCAGUCCCAUCUUCAGCUGCAGCCCCAGCUCCACCCUUUGGUUCUACUACAGGACAGGGCUUUGGUGCUCUGCCAACAAAUACUCAAGGUUUUGGAGCACCAACAACAAAUCCACCAGCCUUUGGUUCAACUGCAAGUACGCCAGCAUUUGGUACACCAAAAACCACCCCUUCAUUUGGUGUACCAACAACAGCACCUCCAGCAUAUGGUGCAACAAGCAGUCAAGCAAGCACUCCUUCAUUUGGAACUGCAACAAGUCCACCGGCAUUUGGGGCACCUGCAACAAGCACCCCAGCUUUUGGCUCAACUACAAGUACUCCGGCCUUUGGAUCAACUGCCAAUCCUCCUGCAUUUGGAGCACCAGCAACAACUGCCCCAGCUUUUGGAGCACCAGCACCCAGCUUUGGUAGCACAGCCACAAGUGCAACAUCUCUAUUUGGCUCAUCUACAGGCUUUGGCUUUGGAGGAGCUCAAGGGGGCGGCAAGGCAAGUACCCCAGCAAACCCCUUUGAAACAGCACAGGGAGCAACUUCGCCUUUUGGAGGCACAAAUAACCCAGCACCAGCAGCAGCUCCGGCUGCCACUCCAGCUCCAAGCUUUGCCUUCCAGGCUUCACAAACUCCUUCCUUUAACUCCCCAGCCUUUGGGAGUAGCUCUACACCAAAUGCCAAAAGCACGCCAUUCCAGUUUGGUCAGACAGCAGCUAGUCCCCCAUCAUUUGGUGCCACGCCUGCAGCAGGAGGGACAGCUCCUCCAGGAGGGCCAGUGUUCCAGUUUGGCAGUGCCAACCCACCUUCAUUCAAUGCAGGGGCGUUUAAUUUUGGUGGACCGUCAAUGCCAGGGGAUACUCAAAACAUUUUCAGUGUGGGUAACAACCCAGCCUCCGCAGCUCCAAGAAGAACGCGGGCAAGGGCUCCAAGACGACACCGCUAGCCAACUUACACUUGAUACCCAAACAGUGAUAAUGAUGAAACCCUGCAUCCUUUGUUACGGAUGCCCUUGGAAACUUCCUUACAAAGCUGUUCUCACAGCUCUAACCUGUGGUUCUCGAGGGUAGGAUCAAAAUUAGCCACAUGCAGCAGCUGCCCAUGAGGAUACAAAAGUCCUAGCUAGGUGGAGUGGCAUUUCACAUGUCACUUCGUAGCCUGUGCUAAAUGUGUAGACUUCUUAAGGGCUGCAACAGGAUGUGGCUUCCUUUUUACAGCUCUGUGGAGACACAUGUAAGCACAAGGGUUAUAGAAAUGUCAAUUACGUGCUUGCUUAACAUGAACUGCUUACUGUGAAAAAGGACUUGCAAGUGUAUAUUUAACCAAGGUUGACAAUAUUACCUAAUAGGAAUCCAUAAAUGAAAGUGUUAGUAAUCCAUAUCAUAUCAAAUGAAUGUAUAAUAUUGUAAGUGUGAGUGUUCAGUUAUUGUGAACACUUUGCUGUAAUUCAGCAAAGCUUUACUGUGUAUUUUGGUUUAACAUCAGUUGACUUUCAUAAAUAUCAUAUUUGUCCAACUAAGAAGCGAUGCCUAAUGGUUACCAAAAAUAGAUGUGUUACUGAACAUUCAAUAAUAUCAAGCAAUUUUCCAUAUUUAGAUUAUCAGUUUUGGUGGCAUUAUUUAGACCAAUAGAGCUGCUUCUAGCUAACAUACAUAUGUAUAGAUAUAUAUAGAUAUAUAUAUUUGAUUUAUAUCUUCUUUCUUUCUUUUUUCCUUUUUGUGUUCUUUUUCAUAAGGGUAUAGGGUCUCAUACUGCUGUGUAAUUUGAGUGCUCCUGUAAUAACUCGACAUUUAAUAGCAAAUAAUUAUAUCCCAAGACAAGUUUCAGAAAAAUCCCUCUUCUUUUCUUUUCUCUCACAAGCAGUUUAUAUGAUUUCAGACACUUUCUUGAGUAUAUUGUUAUGAUAAAGGAGCCUUUUCAAUCUGUUUAACAUCCACCAGAAGGUAAACUAUGAUAGACAAGUCCAGCAGUUGGGAAUGAUUUUUUUUUUUUUUUUCUUUUUUCUUUCUUUCUUUUCUUUUCUUUUUUAUACUUUCAUAAUUUUAGUUAGCAAAGAGGCACUCCAUACACUUGCAGCCUUUUGCCCUUUGAAAACAUUUUGCCUUUUUUGUGAUUAGUGUCAGUGUAAGAGAAACUUAAUCACUGCCCUUUGCAGCUUCUAUUCCAACUGGCCCUGUUAAGUGCCACAUUCUUGUGGAUCACUAGCAACAUACUUAGGUGUUGUGGUUUGUGAAGAAGACAGGGAGGAGGGGGGAGGGGGGUUAUGGGAAGAAGAUACCUGUUCCCAGAAUUAUUCAUAUUGAUAUUGUCUGUGUUGGGGAUUGCAGGUAUUAGUGAUUAUAUGUCAGCCUAUAUGGUAAUUGUACUGUACUACUGACAUUUUUUAGGUGUUCAGUUCAAUGAACAUGCAAAAUCACACAAUGUUGCGUUUCGGUGCUAACUCGUUACAUAGUUCAUGAAACCUUUUCCUGCUGACCUAAUAUUAUUGUAGCACCUUGCUAAUUUAGAAAUAAACAAAAAAUGCCAGAGUACAUACCUCCUUGUCUCUUGUAAUGCCAAGUUGAAUAGGUGUCUAUUGUUGAUGUCCUCCCAUGGACUGGAUUGAAAUGAAUAUGUCCAAGCUCUCUUCCUCAUUUCAUAGUUGUACAUUUUCUACAACUUGAAUGAUAUAAAUAUUUCUGAUCAGAAGUUAAUACUACAUUUUUUUCCAUUGUUAUUUGUACUUAUCAUUAUCAUUAUUGCUACAGAACAUACUUUUUUAUACAUUGAUGUAUUUUUUAAAACUUUUUCAUUGAUUACAUUUUGAGAAGUUAUUGUUAUUAUUUAUUUUACUUUUAUUCAUAUAUUUUUUUCAUGACUGGUAAUUAUAUGUAAGUAUAUAUAUAUCCACAUAUAUUUUUUCCCCAGUUGUAGGUAAUAAAUAGAAAGUUGCCACUUGGGUUCUUCAGUUCUUGAGAUGAUGGUGGCCUAUCUGAGUGCACUCAUCUUAAGGCAUCAAGCAGAGACCCCUUCCUGAGAUUAGUCUGUCCAUUACAGUGUCUGUUUUACGAAUUCUAACUCCCAGUAUUAGAGAAACUUUGCCUAUCCACGAUACACGUGCCUUCACUCGAUAUUUGAAGUUGCUCCGCUUGUCUAACAAAGAGGACGUAAUAUUGGUAAAACAGACAAUGUGUCCCGAUUUCCUUUUGAAGACCACAACUCUGGCUGAUAUUGUGGCAGAAGAAGCCCUAGGAGGGUUUUGGUCAAGGAUAAAUGGGUGUGUUCAAAAUGGAUGCAGAAAGGGUUUGAUAGAUAAUGCAAUAGGAUUUUUUUCUUACAGAGUGAGAAAUACAAUGUGUAAAGGGAGAGGGGAGGGGUAAGAUUAUCCUUUCUGUGGUCUAUGACCCAUUCUUGGAUACAACAAGAAAAAUAUGAUGCAGAAUUGCAUUAAAAAUCUUUUUCUUUUUUUUCAUUGGUUAGUAUGUUAAUAGUGCAGAAAGCUCAAAUUGCUUGUCUGUGGUGUAAAAUCUGGUUGUUCAAUUUCCUACUCUGUAAAUUCUUUAAGGGUUAUAUAAGCUUGUAAAGAUGUUAUGCAUUUUAAGUGCUUGUCCUUUUCCCCCUUUUAUUAUUACUUUUCCACUUUUCCUUUUCAUCUUGUGGACCACAUCUGUGAUUCUGAAUAUUGUCACAGCAUUCUGUCUUUUACUUCAGACCAUAUCCCUUUUUCAAAUGUAUGCCCCAACUUUGAAUUCCCAGGUUUUAUGUUAGGCUGUUUGUCAACUGGACUCCUUCAGUUGUUUUAUUGAAUAGAUUAUUUUAAUAUAUAAAAGAUACAAGAAUGAAAUCAUGUUAAUGCAUUUUGAUGAUGGCUGUGCAUAAUAGAUACUUCACUGAAAUAUGUCCAGUUAGCAUGUAGCUCUUAGCUGUAAAAAGGUUUGCCCUGGAGUUGACUCAUGCCCACUCAGUCAAGUCUUGUGGAAUCUGUUAGGUUUUGCUAUUAAGGAACUAAUGCCAGUUUCUAGUUGAUUAUUGCUUGGCAUUACAUUUAUAUAUCAUGCAAUGAGGUAAAGCAAGGCUUUUCUUUUUUACUUUUUUUCAUACUUAACCUUUAUGUUUGGUAAUGAGGAGAAAGGAAUCGUGAUAAUCCUAGCAUAUAAAAUGAGCAUUUGUUCAUUAUGGAGAUAAGCCAUAGACCCAGAGAAUGUGAGGUCAUUCAAACCACACUGUGGAUAGAAACCCUCCCCAAGCAGUGAAAAGGAAGGGCUGACCAAACCUUUCGCUUGAAAAUUCACCUAGGGUAUAGUGCAAGCAAUAUCAUAUAUAGCCUCGUUAUGUGCUCUGUUCAGUAUAAUAACAAUUGUAAUGUUAAUGAUGAUUUCAAGUCCCAUUGUUUGUGCUCACUGCAUGAUGGAUAUUCUGAGUAAUGUACUCUUUCUAUAAGUGGGAUUUGUUUUGAGAAAAUCUUAAAGACCUCUGCACAACUUUUGUCCUUAGGCAAGGUGUGGUGAUGUCGAGGAAUAGUCAUUAAGCUAACAUUGGCAACUUGGGGUUUGCUUUCCGAGGCAGCCCACAGGUUGGCAUGGGUGCAUUAUCAUAGAGAUAUUUUGAUAAAAGUUUCUGGGGUGGGGGGGUGGUUAAUCUAUUCCAAAUACUAGCCUAGACUUGGAUGAUUUAAGAGUUUCUGUAAUCCCAAAGCAAAGGCCCUAGAUGUUUGAGUCUCCAUUGAUGUUCUAUAUAUAUAAUCUUGAAGGGGGGCACAACUUAAAACUGGGUGCAUGUUACAAGACGUGCCGGCAUGCUGUAAAGUCAAACCCAUUGUGUUCAAAUUCCAUGUGAUAUAUAUAUAUAUAUAUUUACAUUGUGUAAAGUGUCAUUAACCUUUACCUACUAUAUUUUCCUUUUUUAUAUAUAUAUAUACAUAGUACAUAAUGUUCAAAUGAUCUGUGUAUAAGGUAACAAAUAUACAUGUAUGUUACUAUGUCAUUACCUGCCAUACUGUGCAUGUCUUGUAUGUUUUUCAAAAUAGAAAAAGCUUCAGAAAUAUAUUAUUUACUACUUUGUUGAUUACCUUGUAAUACUAUUGUGCACUGGAUGGAUAAUAUUCUCCCUUCUUUUAACUAAACUACUCAUUAUGUACAUUAAUAUUUCUGAAGUACAGAUGAAUAUUUUGUUACAAGAUUUCCUAUGUUAUGUAUAUAUUUAGCCUCGUAACACCAUGCGUUUUAUUGUAUACAACAUAACCGAUUAGUUUCUGAAUAAAUCCCAGUGAGUCCCUCUUCAAGUUGUUAUCUGUGAUAGUCAGGGAUUGUUAUAAACUAGCAUUUUUUUUAAUUAAUUUUUUCAACUGAUUAAUAGUUGGUUUGUUAGGAUGAUUAUGGAGAGUCAAUCAUAAUUAAUUAAUAAAAGAUGUUUUUGUGUUGCGUGUGUAUCACUACUCUAUCCCCUCUUGUGAAGAUAGUGGGAAAGAUGUAUUUUUUUAAUGAGGAGCAUAUAAGUAAGAAAAGGAAACAAAUGUCCCUUGAUUUUGAUAAUGUGAAGACAAUGAUCUACAUAUACAUUUUGGCCUGUACAAGAUCACUGUGCUAAUAAAUCAUCAGCAACCAAGGAA